AAAUAUUGUUGCUAUGUUUAGUAUAUGUCCACCUAGAUAUGAGUUUGUUAUUGUGUUGGAUUAACAUUCCAAAUACACUUAAACUAGAGAAAAAUCCACAUCUACAUACUUUAUUGGGGAAAUAUGUAAAAAGAAACGAAAAUUAUGUAUACCUCGCCAAAAAAUGACGGAUUAGAAAGACUGUAGAGAGCAAGUGAGGGACUUUUUAGAAUAUUUUGGUGCAAGUUCGAACGGCGGCCAUUGUUAUUGUGAGCAAAAUGGCGCCAGAUAGAUGGAGCCGAGAGACGCUGAUUUGAACCCUCCACUGAGCAAGCUCACGCACCUGCUGCAUCCCAAAGAUACACGCUAAGCAACCAAACCAGCACCAUGGCGUCCGAGGAGAAGAUCCUGCAGGUGGGGGAGGCGCAGGAGACCCCCCAGGCCAUCACCAUCACCAUCGUGGACCCGUCAACACUGGGCAGCACCUCCCUCGAUCCCUCCUUGGUGGCAUCGGUGGAGGCCCAGGGCGGCGCGGACCCAGGCAGCAUAGUGAUGGUGUCUGGUGGCGGAGACUCGAAGGGCAUCCUGCAGACAGUCACGGAAACACACAUGGGAACAGAGGAGUUGCCAAUUAUCUCCAAUAUCUCCAACCCUGAGGAGGAGGAUGAGGAAGAGGAGGAGACGAUAGUACAUGAAACUAAACUGUCGGAGAGUUUUGAUGGAGGGGGAGACGAAGGGGAGCUCGGGGAGUCAUUCGAGGAGGCUGAGGAAGCUGUUGGGCCUCACUGCCUGGUGUGUAAUAUAGAUCUGACCUCCAAUGAUGUUGACGAGCAGGUCCCAGUGUUCAAGACGCAGACGUCCACCACACAAAGGAGGGUUGCUGUCUUCCUCUCCGGCCUUAUUGGACAGAAGCUGACGUCACGCAAGGCCCACAGUGACAUCCUGUGUCGGCGGUGCUUCAGUCUCCUGGACCGCGUGGAUUCCCUGGAGGUGGAGAUCCGGGAAACAAAGGAGGAGAUUGUAAAUAAGUAUCAGGAGACUGUGUCAUCGUACGGAGGGCGAGCAAGAAGAAGAAAACCUGCCACAGCAAAAAAUCCUGACUAUGUGUUCCCCAAGGUUGAGCCGGAGGAUGAAGCCGACCAGUUGCUGGACAUGGAACUGGAUGGGAACUUUGAGCCGCAGGUGGAGGAUCUGAUGGACGAGGACCCAAGCCUGCAGGAUGACGACUGGGAGCCAAAAUUUAAGAGGCCAAGGAUAAAGAAAGAAAGUACAAGUAUAUCUGAAACCAGUGACCCUCCAAAGAGGAAGCGGGGGCGGCCCAGAAAGGACCUGUCCAAAUCCAAGGGGAGCGAGGACGGCACACAGCGGGUGGUGCAGGAGGAAGGGGACAUCUCCCAGGUGCUGCAGGCCACGCCGCGCUUGAAGCACUUCCUCACGCCGAGCCAGGACGCUUUCAGUCGACCCUCCCUCACUUGUAACUCAUGUAGCCUUACGUUCUCCUCCACGCGCGGCCUCCUCGCGCAUCGCUGCGGCUACCAGUGCCCGGAGUGCGAUGCGGAGGAGGGGAGUGUAGGGGCCCUCACGCGGCACCUGCGGCACUGCACCCCACAGCCUCAACAAGUCAAGACAACUUCGUUUUCAUGCAAAUUUUGCAGAGUCGUGUUCGAAAGGGAGUCCCAGCUGCAGGACCACGUGGGGGAGCACACCAGCCAGUGCCUCAAGCAGUACUCGCAGCUGCUGAAGGAGCGAGGUCUGGCGGAGACGCCUCUCUCGGAGCCCCAGCCGCCCCUCAGGAAAGGCAGGCCGAGAAAGAACAGUGAUUGCCCCAAAUGUGGCCUUAUUUACAGCUCAGUGAGCGACCUCACUCGACACCUGAGACAGGCCCACCCUGACUCGCUGCCCCACGCCUGCAGGCUGUGUGACGACCGCUUCCACCUCAGGCAGGAGCUGGAGGCGCACAUCGUGCUUCACUUCCUCGGCUCCUUCAAGUGCGACUUCUGUGGGAUUCACUUUGGCCUCAAGUAUCCAUUUUUAAGACACUUGGAAGCCCAGCAUCCUGGAGACUUCCUGCUGAAGUGCGAGUUUUGUGAGUUCACCUCCGCCAGCUUCCUGGAGUACCGCCAGCACCGCCGCGAGCCUCACCAGGCGGGAGGCCACGGGGAGGUGCCGGCGGGGUGUCAACACUGUGACGAACUGGUGCCUCACGACGAGCUGGAGGAGCACACUGAGGAACACCUGUGGCAGCAGGAGCCGCGGCCCGUCACUGUGAGACCCGUGAGUGAAGGAAGCCACGCGGCGGGCAGACGGCGCGGCAGAUCGGGCAAGAAGUGGCCGCACUGCCCUGAGUGUGACAUCACUUUCUCCAGCGCGGCGGCUCUGUCGCGCCACAACCACCAGCAGCACCCACACAAAUACUCCAAGCAGUGUGACGUGUGUGGCCACAGGUUCAAGGGGCAGCGCGCCCUUGAGUUGCACCGGGAGGGGCACCAGAGGGGCAGGUGCUGGUGUCCCGUGUGCAAACUGAGGUUCAAUCAGCGGCAACACGUGGAGCAGCACUUCCUGCGCGCCCACGCUGAUGUGACGGCCAUUGAGUGUGAGUACUGCGAUGCGCGCCUGGCCUCGUACAGGAAGUACCUGUACCACUGCCGCACCGCGCAUGCCGAGCUGCUGGAGGACCGUGCCGAGCUGAAGUGCGAGUACUGUGACGAAUGUCUGCCCAACCACGUGCUGCUCAACCAGCACAUGGCGCGUCGCCACGGACACAACCACCAGAACGCCCCCAAGAACAUGUGUCCCGUGUGCAAGAAGUACUUCGUGCAUGUGGACGUGCACAUGAACAUACACACCCGCGCCGUGCAGUUCCCGUGCGAGGAGUGCGGCGAGGUGUUCUUCAUGCAUUCCAGCCUGCUGGGCCACCGCAAGGUGCGCCACGACCACAACGCCAAGACGCACCUGUGUAACACCUGCGGCAAGAAGUUCAUCAGUAGCUCUCUCCUGCGUUACCACCACGAGCAAGUACACCUGCACAAGCGUCAGCACUGCUGCGAGUACUGCGGCAGCGCCUACAAGAGCAAGUCAGCACUCAACUACCACCUGAAGGCACACACGGGGGAGCGCCCCUACAAGUGUGAGGAGUGCGGCAUGGGCUUCCACCGCCCCUCUACCCUCAAGACUCACAUGGAGGGCACGCACCACCGCCCGUACCAGCACCUGUACCGCAAGCCACACCGGCGGGCGGGGGCUGGGGUGGUGGCGGAGGGGAAGGAGGAGGAGGCUGCGGCGGGGAGGAGUAGGCAGGACGUUCCCUCUGACAUAGUGGAAAUCGAUGUCGCGAAAUCCGUCAUUAUAGGCGAUGAGGUCGGCAUAGAGAUGAGCUUGGCGAAGGAUGGGAAGAGAGUGCAGGGCGAGGAGGACGUGGCCGAGAUGGUGACCGUGGUGGAGGGACUCAGGGACCUGUCCAGCCUGUACGAGGAGGACGGCCACCAAAACGUCUAUGUCAUACAGGCUCUCGAGGACUCCUAGCCGCCCCUGCCAUGCCUCCCGCAGCAUCCUUAGAGGGGAUCGUGUGACGCGUGGAAUUAAGGUUGCAUGUUAGAUCCUGAAGCGUGGCAGUUAUUAGCUCUAUAUGACCGUGAUAAUUGUGUGUGUGUUUGUGUGUGCGUGGGUGGGAGGGGUGCACAUGUACGUACAAAACAAACCAAAUGAAAAGGAAUAUGACAGCAAUUUCAUAUUUUCAUUGACACCAUCACUAUCAUCAUACCAUUCUCAUCAUCACAAAUAUUCAUUCCACUCGUAUUGCUUUCAUAAAUCAAUAAAAUACUAGUGAUUAAUGAAUAAAGGAGAAACACAAAUG
Molecule: messenger RNA, 3832 nt
Organism: Scylla paramamosain (green mud crab)
Lineage: Eukaryota; Metazoa; Arthropoda; Malacostraca; Decapoda; Portunidae
Product: zinc finger protein 354A-like
Exons: 6
Coding region: 367-3501 (1044 amino acids)
Biological process (GO): regulation of transcription by RNA polymerase II
Cellular component (GO): chromosome
Molecular function (GO): chromatin insulator sequence binding; RNA polymerase II cis-regulatory region sequence-specific DNA binding; DNA-binding transcription factor activity
Source: RefSeq, a predicted model, not a curated record